CUGAAACAUUUCUCUAUUUUUUUUAAUGAAUAUUAUUUUAAAAUUACCCAACAGAUGGCCGAACCAAGCUCAAAUUGCAAGGAGGGUAGUUACUUUCCGUCUUCGGUCACUGUUUUCAGACUUUGUGGCUCCGACGAGGGGUAGGAGGAGGUUAACGACCUUAAUUGCGGCGGAAUGAGGACGGUGGUGACUAUCUUCAUAAACCCGUGAAUAGUACAGCUUUAUUUUCUUCUGGAAGAUGCAUCCUCCUUUGACACUACACAGGCACCCAAUGUGUGCUGAGGUGAGCUUAUCUUGUUUUAUUAUUGCUUGGUUUCGGUAAAAUGCUUAUUGUUAGUUGUUGCUUCUAAUAGUACAAAGUUACGUUCUUUUAUUUGAGGCUAUAGGUUAGCAGUUGUUUGGAGUCUUUCGACACAAUCUUGCGCAGAGGUCAUUUAAGGAACAUAUCGUUGUGAAAGUUGUAAUCUUUAUUGGUUCAUCAUCUAGUUGCAAAUAAAAGUUGAAAGUCUUUAUAUAUUUUUCCAAAUAAGAUUUGACAAGCAAUAUUGUUGGAUUGAUAUGACAAGAUGUUACUUUUCCUGCAUCCAGUGAAAUUUUAAAGUACUAAUUCUAGUUGCUAAUUCAAAUGCCGAAUCUUUGUUGCUGAUUGUUGUGGAGUUCUGGAAGUGUCAUUAGAUCAUCUUUGUUGCUGACAUAUCAUGCAUGCACAUAUAAAAAUAUUAGUAGAGUACAAAAUUAGACUAACAUGAACCUUUUAGAUGGAGUUGUCGGCUGAAAGAUUUGGAAAAUGAACUGGAGAAGAUCCAAGAAGGUAUAUAUUAAUUGUUAGAAGAGAAUAACAAACAAACCAAAGGUAAUAAGAGGUUAUGAUAAUGAAGGAACUAAAGAUAUGAAGGUAGAUAAAUUACUUUUCUUGCUGACUGAAAAAUUUACCACCAGGGAUAGAUGAUGGAACGUCUCUUAGCCCGCCAUUAAUAUAACGUGAGUGCAUAUCAGAGUUACAGAGAUCUGUGCUGUGUGCAAGCUCUAUAUAAAAAAUUAGAGCAGAUAUGGGGUUGGCUAGAAUUGUGGUGUGCUUCUUGCAAGAAACAAGUAACAAGCUUGUCCCGCUCAUCAGAUGGUUGCUUGCUUACUGUGCUGCAACACUUCAUUUUGUUCUUCAUCAUCACUUGACUAAAUCAAAUCAACAAUGGUUGGUGCUUUCUUCCCACUGUUUCUGUGUUUCAUGUUCGGUAAACUUGCUUCUUGCCUUCUUGCCUUCUUGCCAACACUCUCAAUGCCAGGCUGAUGCUGUUUUUCCUGGUACGAAUGUCAAUUUGGUUUUCAGGAUAGGAACUACGAAACCACCGUGGCAAUAACUGAGGAAGAGAAUUUUUAGGAUAACUCUGGUUUACCUCCUGUGAAGGUUGAUUCCUCUGUGUCCUCAUCUUCAGUUUCUGCAGCACGGUACAGGAGUCACCAAGCACCUGCCUAGUAACGGGCGAUUUAGAUUUUUUG
Rubroshorea leprosula is the source of this 1497-nucleotide messenger RNA. The record is from the annotation of a GenBank genome assembly. NCBI's taxonomy places the organism in Eukaryota, Viridiplantae, Streptophyta, Magnoliopsida, Malvales, Dipterocarpaceae.